Messenger RNA from Lachancea meyersii CBS 8951, 825 nucleotides. Lineage: Eukaryota; Fungi; Ascomycota; Saccharomycetes; Saccharomycetales; Saccharomycetaceae. The record is from the annotation of a GenBank genome assembly.
AUGAAGCAACGAUGGCAAAGACUGCUUUGGCUUAAGCAAGACUUUCCAGACAAUCACACCGAUCCUGACUUUUUGAGAGAAGUCUCAGAACUUCGAAAUGUGCAGUUGAAUCCCAGCAGCACAUCAUCCUACAGCCGCGUAGUCGGGGACUUUCUGCUUUUUUACCACCGGGCUCUGAACACCGGUCUCAUGUAUAUAACGUUCACAUUGCUGUACUAUUACCGCUGCGAUCCAGUGUAUAUCACCGGGGCAUUGACGUCUCUGGCAUUUCUGGCCUCUGUGCUUUUCCAUCGCGCAACAGUGUCGCUCAAAUCCCCGUUAAUCAUCAUCUUCAGCAUGCUGGUGUUGUCGCCUGUGCUGAAAUCACUUUCAAGAACUACGUCGUCGGACUCGAUCUGGACUAUCUCGUGCUGGCUCACGCUUUUCUAUGUAGCGUCCGUUUCUCUGCAGUCGCAGUCUAUUGUUUCCACAAACCUUUUGGUUGCGAACGUAGCGGUUCUUGCGUCACGGCUCAGCUCAACAACCGAUGUGUUCUGCUUCCUUCUCAUUUGCAUUGAGCUCAACGUUCUCCUGCCGUAUUUUGAACGGUCGUUGUUGGACAGAAAGCUGUUCACCACCUAUGGGACUACUUUUCUCAUCAACAACGCAGUGGUCUACUACUUCGUGACCCAGUUCUUGGGCUGGAUUUACACAACCGUUUUCGCAUUUAGCGCCGUGACUUUCGUAUUUGGUCUCCCGCGCUACUUCAUAUACUGGCAAAAGCAUUACUACAAGAAUGGACCCCUGCUGUCGAGGUGGGAUGCCAGACGUCCCGUUCUAGACUGA